GGCGGAGGAGCGGGCGAGACUGAUGCAGCGGACUCGGACGCAAAGGAACUCGAGAUUCGAGAAGUGCAAUGCACACACUCGGUGCGGAGAGAUAGGUACCUACUGCAUCGGCGGCGGUGACGUUCCUCGAAACCCGUGAGCCGCAUACAUGGUCAGAAUUAUACAUACCAAACGAUCCACAUUCCCACGGAUGGAAGGCCCAAGGGUGGUCGCCAGCCGGGGUGCCUAACUACAGGGAUGCGAUACCUACUCUCCAGAAAUGACAUGGCCAUUGGCAGGCUCGCUGCUCAGUGUUGGAGCCUCGUGGACGAUACAUACGCGGGAGUCGGGACCGGGUCACAAAGAGUUUCAGAGUUUCAUACUUGCCAGGUGGGUAGUGAUGGAUUUCAUUCAGCACUUCACUUCAGGCUGUCAGCGUCCGUUCUAUGUACCAGUACCAGGUAGUAGGACGCGACACGUUUUACCUGGGAGUUCCAUGAGUCCCACGAGUUCCGCGAGUUCCACAGGUACCUACUCGUACCGUAUAUAGGCGGUACAUGAGCGGUUGAUUCGUGAAGAAAUUCCUUAGCGAUGUAAUGUUUGUGCCAGUGACACGGUUUGCGACUAUCCACUUGAGUUUGAACUUUCGAGAAACUUUCCUUUGGAAUCUGGAAGCCACGCACGUGGAGUUUUCGCACUUGUUCAAUUGGCCAUAGUCAGUCAUUUUUUCCUCCUUUCCCCCCCCUCCUUUUCCUUUUCCUUCAUAGUCCCAGCGGCGUGGACUCAAUUCAAAAUUUAUCGUGAGUAGCAGCGGCAGCAGCAAAAAGAGUUGCCGCCGUCGUCGAUGUCGUUGUGGUCGGGG
Molecule: messenger RNA, 841 nt
Organism: Tricharina praecox
Lineage: Eukaryota; Fungi; Ascomycota; Pezizomycetes; Pezizales; Pyronemataceae
Exons: 2
Coding region: 260-529 (89 amino acids)
Source: RefSeq, a predicted model, not a curated record